CCGGUCUUUACUUUGGACUUACUCUGCCUGCACUCGGUCGGACCUGGAGUCAGACUCUCGUUGCUGUUUUCACAUUCAUUGAUUCCAUUCAUUCUCUCUUUUUUUUCCUAGUUACUCUCGAACCUCUGGCAGGAAAAUGAAGUAUAUUCCUCUCAUCGUUGCAGUCGCCGCGAGCCUGGCGCGCCCAGCCACUGCCCACUAUAUCUUUAGCAAGCUCGUUCUGAAUGGAGAGGAAUCUGAGGACUGGCAGUACAUCCGCGAGACUGCUCGCAGUCAAUGCUAUAUGCCGACCAAGUACACCUCUACUUUCGACAACCUGACCCCAAGCGACAGUGACUUCCGCUGCAAUCUCGGCUCAUUCAGCAAUGCCGCAAAGACCGAGGUCGCUGAAGUCGCCGCGGGCGAUACCAUCGCAAUGAAGCUCUUCUACGACGGCACUAUUGCGCACCCCGGCCCUGGCCAAGUGUAUAUGUCCAAGGCACCAACGGGCAAUGUUCAAGAAUACGAAGGGGACGGUGAUUGGUUCAAAAUCUGGGAAAAGACCCUUUGCAACACGGAUGGUGAUUUGAUCACGGACGCCUGGUGCGCCUAUGGAAUGUCACAAUUCGAAUUCCAGAUUCCUGCCUCGACGCCGGCGGGCGAGUACCUGGUCCGCGCCGAGCAUGUGGGCUUGCAUGGCGCUCAGUCCAACGAAGCCGAAUUCUUCUACAGCUGUGCGCAGAUCAAGGUUACAGGGUCGGGAACAGGAUCUCCAAGUCUCACCUAUCAAAUCCCUGGUCUCUACAACGACAGUAUGACCCUGUUCAACGGCCUCAAUCUUUGGACCGAUUCAGUCGAGAAGGUGCAGCUGGAUAUCCUGGAGACGCCAAUUGGAGAUGACGUGUGGAAAGGAGCCGGCUCGGCGAGCUCAUCUGUUGCCUCCUCAACCAGUAGUGCAUAUGUCGCAGCUCAGGGUACAACUACCGCUGCCCCGCACGUCCAGGUUCAGACCACCAUCAGCGGCACCACCACCCCUCUGAAAACAGCCAGCUCAACCAUUCGCACCUCGCAGUAUGGUCAGUGCGGAGGCCUCAACUGGUCCGGCCCAACCGAGUGUGAGACGCCUUAUACCUGUGUGCAGCAGAACCCUUACUACCAUCAAUGCCUGAACUUGAGCUGAUGGAACGGAGACUUUGUGUAGAAGGAAUGUUCUCACGGGAGCAGUUCGUCUUGCGCAGCAAAGUUCAUGCCUGUACAUCGAUGUUAUUCGAUGUACUUAGUCUUGAUUUCUUCAUGUAUGACGGCUAUUGCAAACUCCGUCUUGAUUAGUUCGGGUGUACCCUAAUCCUUGUUGUGACUGAAAUUAGGAGGAUCGCAAACGGGAUCAUAGGCUGGAAAUACAUUACGCAAUUGCCCGGGAUUUC
Messenger RNA from Aspergillus fijiensis CBS 313.89, 1403 nucleotides. RefSeq names its product fungal cellulose binding domain protein. Gene Ontology annotation, biological process: carbohydrate metabolic process. Bases 137 to 1159 code for a protein of 340 amino acids. The transcript has 3 exons. Gene Ontology annotation, cellular component: extracellular region. Gene Ontology annotation, molecular function: cellulose binding. The record is from RefSeq and is a predicted model, not a curated record. Lineage: Eukaryota; Fungi; Ascomycota; Eurotiomycetes; Eurotiales; Aspergillaceae.